Messenger RNA from Penicillium canescens, 2226 nucleotides. RefSeq names its product tetratricopeptide repeat protein. The record is from RefSeq and is a predicted model, not a curated record. The transcript is spliced from 2 exons. NCBI's taxonomy places the organism in Eukaryota, Fungi, Ascomycota, Eurotiomycetes, Eurotiales, Aspergillaceae. Bases 1 to 2226 code for a protein of 741 amino acids. Gene Ontology annotation, molecular function: protein binding.
AUGGAUUUCCGUGGGAAACUGAGCGAAUAUCGCUCGACAUCCCACGACACCCUACGGAGUGGCAUGCCCUCGCCGCGGGUAGCGCACUUCGACGGUGAAGUUCCUCCCGCCCUCUCCCCCCUCGAUGCCUUCGCCGCCCAGGGCCGCUUCCUGGCCCGACAGCUCGACGAGUCCCGCCGCGGAGACCGACGCAUGAGCCGGCUGCCACCAUCUAGCGUGGCUCGGUCGCUUUCACAAGGCCGCCCGGGCUUCUACCGCUCUAAUUCAUCUACCGAACGUCGCACCGACCUCGGCGAGCCAACCACUGAGCUCACCCGCAAACCCACGCAGAAAGGCCUCCCAGAAUUCGAAGAGCCCAAGUAUCGCCCUGUUUCCGAACACCCACGCUUCAGUUCGGUUUCCAAUGCUAGCACCGAUGCUAGCGUUUGGGAAGAUGACACUACGACGCCCCGGACAUCGAUGCUCCAGUCCAGCCCGCAGGUGUUUGGGAUGCCCCGUGCUGAAUCCCCCGAGGAGGAUGGGUCGCUUGCGAGCGGAGCGGAGGGUGCGUCUGUUGGUGUUGCAUUGACAGAACCACGAGGCUCAUCGACCGACUCCGGAUCGCGCCUGCACAUCCCCCGGACUUUGGCACCACCAGUGUCGCCGCACUCGCAAUCGACCAGCAGUACCAAAGUUGCACACCCCGAGAGCUCUGAUGACGACUACAGCAGCUCCAACGGCGGAUCGACGUUCUCUAAGCCUCGCAAGAUGUCAUCUGGAAGUGCGGUGUCAUUGCCGUAUUCCCCCGGGUCAACGUAUCCCACCAGACCACACCCGCGAUCACCAUCUAUGAGCUCGGAAACCUCGAAUACGGGGAACCACCAUCUGCCGCGCCCUUCUUUCAAUUUCUCCCGGCCUCUCAGUCGCUCCAGCACGAGCUUGUCUGCCCAGUCUGCCCCUGGGACUUCAACGGUUUCCGAGCACACCAUUGCCCACCAACCCAACCAGAUGCAGCGGCGCAGCAAGCCGACUCCCAUCCUCCUGCCAUUGGCGACUGAAGAAGCAGACAAAGCCCCUCCUGGUGAAGGCGACCCGCUUUCUGCUGUGUCAUCCUACACAUAUGCUAGUUAUUCGCUCCCCCGUGGCCGGGGAAUUUCCAGAGAUUCAGUGGUGUUUGCGGGCUUGCAAACACCCCAUUUCGAGUGGUCAGAGCCAUUGUUUGAGAAGACGCCUCCUCGGAACUCAGAGGAACCACCCCGGACGACACGGACACCUUCGCCUUCUCCGCGCCCUGAAUUCGACCACUCACCUAAGCCUCAUUCCAUGCACGAAGUUCCAGCCUCUACUACGCCUCAGCCUCAAACACCCAAGUCUGAACGAGUUCCACCACCCCCGCCUGUGCCUACUUCGGUAGAGAAGAAGACAGAGAAAAAGCUAGGGCCGGUGGUGCCACGGCCCUCUGCUGAAACGACCCGACCAACGACAAACGAGAAGGAUGAAACUGUAUCUUCUGCCGAUUCAGCUAGCACCAUGCGACCCCAGACUGCUACCACCCAGGUGACGGCAUCUGGCCUCACGGCUGAUGACCACGUAGCCAAGGGUAUCGAAUGCCACGAGAAGGGGUCAUUGAGUGAAUCGACCUAUCACCUGCGGGUUGCCGCGAAACAGAAUCACCCAACGGGAAUGCUGCUUUAUGCGCUGGCCUGUCGGCACGGCUGGGGCAUGCGGUCUAAUCAGCAGGAGGGUGUACGAUGGUUACGCAAAGCCGUGGAUUCUGUCGGUUUGGAAAUGCUCGCCAAUCCCGAUGCUCCUGGCGCUUCCAAGGCAAAGGAGCUGCAAAAGGCAUAUCGAGCGCAAUUUGCUCUGAGCAUUUACGAGCUGGGCGUCAGUCAUUUGAAUGGCUGGGGUAUUGAGCAGGACAAGUCUCUUGCCCUGCGCUGCUUCGAGAUUGCCGGUCAAUGGGGCGAUGUCGAUGCCAUGGCCGAAGCUGGAUUCUGCUAUGCGGAGGGUGUUGGCUGUAAGAAGGACAUGAAGAAGGCUGCGCGGUUUUACCGUCAGGCUGAGUCCAAGGGUAUGAGCAUGGUUGGAAACAGCUGGAUCUACAAAGACAAAUACAUGGCUGAGGCCGAAGCCAACCCACGCUCCCGCGGCCGAAAUGCUAGCGGCGAGAAGGAUAAGAAACCACGAAGCAAGUCGCGUACUCGCAGUAUCUUCCAGCGGAAGAAAUCUAUCGUCCCAGAGGCGUAG